AUGGUGAUCAACAACAACAACAGCAACGACGGAAGCGGCCGGACAAAAGCGACCGCCGCUACCACCGAUGCCGCCGCAUUCGGCCGCAGUUGGCACUGCUGCGAGCGGCAACGACGCCGUCGACGACGACUGGUGCCCGUGCCGGCAGCAGCGGUGAUGACGGUGCUAAAUCCAGUUUCUACCGGAGCAGCGGCACUGCUGGUCUGGCUUGCGGUGCUGGCCGUGUUUGUGAACGGAAGCACAGACUCACGGAACGAGCAGGAACCGAAGCCGAGUUUCGCAGGGCCAAUAGAAAACGUAACAGUUCCUAUCGGUAGAGAAGCGACGUUAAGUUGUGCUGUACAAAAUUUAGGUGCCUAUAAGGUUGGAUGGAUGCGUGCUUCCGAUCAGACCGUGCUAGCCCUACAGGGCCGGGUUGUGACACACAAUUCACGCUACAGCGUGACCCAGGAGGAGUCGAACGUAUGGCGGCUGAAAAUCCGAAACGUACGCGAAUCGGACCGCGGCUGCUACAUGUGCCAGAUCAAUGCGGCCCCGCUGCAGAAACAAGUCGGCUGCGUCGAUGUUCAGCUGCCGCCGGACAUUUCGGACGAGCAGUCCUCGUCGGAUACCACCAUCCGGGAGGGUGGAAAUGUGACAUUCUUCUGCAAAGCCACCGGCCAUCCGACGCCGAAGGUUACCUGGCGUCGAAACGAUGGCAGUCCACUCUAUCUGCAUCGGAACGGAACCGACGUGCGGAAAGUUGAUACGCACGUCGGGAACCUGCUGAACCUUUCGAACGUGGACCGAAGACAAAUGGGUGCUUACUUGUGCAUUGCGUCAAACGAAGUGCCACCAGCCGUCAGCAAACGAGUCUAUCUGAACGUGCACUUCGCACCGAACGUAACAACGGACAAAACGCUCCUGGGGGUGUUCGAAGAGUCGGACAUCGAACUGGAGUGUGCCAUCGAGUCUUCGCCCCGCUCGGUGAACUACUGGACCAAGGUUUCGCCGGCGGGUGGUCUGGCCAAUGCUCCGGAAGGAUCGCGAAGCAGCAUGCUGUUGGGUGCUGCCGCUGCCGGUGGCAGUUCCGGGGCGGCUCCGCUGCACCGGCAGGAGGUAAUGCAAAACGGCGAUCGGUACGAAAUUCGGGAACAGUACAGUUCGCACUAUUCCGGCCGCAUGACUCUGCGGAUUCGCCGGUUCGGUGCCAGCGACGCCGGCAGCUACAUGUGCAUAUCAUCGAACGCCUUCGGCAAGGCGAACCGAACCAUUAGGGUUUAUGAAAUCAAGCGGCCAACUACGACCACAACAACCACAACGACAACGACAACCACAACAACAACUACCACAACCACAACGACGGAGCAACCAACGACCGUUCCGAUGCGGAGAACAACUCUAAUGGCACAAAGAUUCCCGGAGGCGACACCGCACGGUCACAAUCCGGCGGACUUUAUCUUCGAGUACAUCACGAAUCCGCCGGCCUACGUGGAGUACGGUGCCAACGGGGAAACGUACAUCAACUAUCCCCAGCUGACGGCCUACAGUAAAUCGUCGCCAUCCAAUCAUGGCGGAGAUCAUGGCGGUCCUGGUGGCGGCGGCGGCGGCGGUCACCCGGGUCACCACGAUGGCGAUGUGUCCUCGUCCCGGUCGCUGCUGAUACCGACCGGGGAGCAGCGGCUGAUGACGAUGCUGGCCCUGUCGGCUCUGUCUUGUGUGUCGUUUUUUCGCUUCUUUCAGAUCUAUCUGCCCUGGGUAACGUUUUUUCUGCUGCUUCUGCUGAUCGGAAGAAAACCGAAGGAAAAGAGCUUUUCGCAGCUGGGGUUGGCCGGCGGUGAAACGAGCGGCCGUUGGGUGUAG
This is a messenger RNA of Sabethes cyaneus, 1842 nucleotides long. Its product is annotated as hemicentin-2-like. Gene Ontology annotation, cellular component: neuron projection. NCBI's taxonomy places the organism in Eukaryota, Metazoa, Arthropoda, Insecta, Diptera, Culicidae. The record is from RefSeq and is a predicted model, not a curated record. The transcript has 8 exons. The coding region runs from base 1 to 1842 and encodes 613 amino acids.